Spinacia oleracea (spinach) is the source of this 1858-nucleotide messenger RNA. RefSeq names its product fructan 6-exohydrolase. Gene Ontology annotation, biological process: carbohydrate metabolic process. Gene Ontology annotation, molecular function: hydrolase activity, hydrolyzing O-glycosyl compounds. The coding region runs from base 57 to 1802 and encodes 581 amino acids. NCBI's taxonomy places the organism in Eukaryota, Viridiplantae, Streptophyta, Magnoliopsida, Caryophyllales, Amaranthaceae. The transcript is spliced from 7 exons. The record is from RefSeq and is a predicted model, not a curated record.
UAUUACAACCCUAAACAAUUUAACAUUAAUAUAACAAAACUCAUCUACUUUCCUACAUGGCUUUGUGUUACUCCACAAAGCUAGUGAUAUUGCUUCUGGGUGGCUCUCUUCUCCUUGGCUAUGGCGUAAUCGAACUCCAAGCCUCUCACCACGUCCAAAAUGCUACAACUCUUGAUCAAUCUCUUAUAUCUGCUGAUCAACCUUACCGGACCGCCUACCAUUUUCAACCCGUUCAAAAUUGGAUGAAUGAUCCGUGUGGACCAGUGAUAUACAAAGGAAUUUAUCACCUAUUUUACCAGUACAACCCUAUUGGUAACGGGUCACCCGAUGGUCCUCGUGUAUGGGGCCACUCAACAUCAUUCGACAUGGUCAAUUGGAGUCCACAACCACUAAUCUUAGAACCACAAAUGGUAUCCAACAUGAAUGGAAGUUACAGUGGAUCCAUUACUAUAAUUCAAGGAUAUAUACCAGCAAUUCUCUUUACUGGUAUAACCCCCCAAAAUGAACAAGUCCAAGAUUUGGCCUUUCCUAAAGAUAUAUCCGACCCAUAUCUUAAAGAAUGGGUUUUGGUACCCGAAAACCCAGUAAUGUCUCCUACACUAGAAAACAACAUAAAUGCAAGCUCGUUUAGGGAUCCGACCACGGCUUGGCGGUUGUCAGAUGGCAACUGGAGAGUGUUAAUCGGGAGUAAGAUAGAUAGACUUGGUUUGGCUUUAUUGUUUAGAAGUAUGGAUUUUAUUAAUUGGGUUCAAGCUGACGAACCAUUAUAUUCAUAUGAUCAAACUGGUAUGUGGGAAUGCCCUGAUUUUUUCCCCGUUUAUAUAAACGGGUUUCCAAUUGGAGUUGAUACUUCUGCCAUUGGUCCAACUGUUAAGCACGUGCUCAAAGUUAGUUUGGAUGAUACUAAACGUGAUAUUUACGCAAUUGGUACGUAUGAUACUACCAAGGAUGCUUAUAUUCCUGAUGCGGGUUUCUUGAAUGACUCAAGUUUGCGGUAUGAUUAUGGUAAAUAUUAUGCUUCCAAAACAUUUUAUGAUAAUUUAAAGAUGCAGAGGAUAUUACUAAGUUGGAUUAAUGAGUCAUCAACUGUGGAAGAUGAUAUUAAAAAGGGAUGGUCUGGGAUUCAUGCUAUCCCAAGACGAGUUUGGCUUGACAAAUCAAGGAAGCAAUUGAUCCAAUGGCCAAUAGCAGAAAUCGAACGCUUGAGAGUAAAUCCAGUCAUUUUACCCACCCAAGUGAUCAAAGGAGGAUCAACUAUUGAAAUUCCUCGAAUUACUGCAGCACAGGCAGAUGUAGAAAUAUCAUUUCGAGUUAGAGACAUGCCGAUAAUUGAGAGGUUUGAUGCAAGUUGGACCAACCCACAAUUGCUUUGCAGCCAAAAGGGGCCCACAGUAAGUGGUGGGCUAGGCCCAUUUGGGUUACUGACUUUGGCGUCCACGGGCCUGGAAGAGUAUACGGCUGUUUUCUUCAGGAUUUUCAAAGCUUAUGACACUAAUAAAUUUAUUGUUCUAAUGUGCAGUGAUCAAAGCAGGUCUUCUUUAAAUCCAACACCAGAUAAGACUACAUAUGGAACUUUUGUGAAUGUCGAUCCUAUUCGUGAAGGGUUGUCUUUAAGGGUUUUGAUUGAUCACUCCAUAGUGGAGAGCUUCGCAAACAAAGGGAAAAAUGUGAUCACGGCGAGGGUGUAUCCCACAUUAGCAAUAUAUGACAAGACUCGUUUAUAUGCAUUCAACUAUGGCGUAAACAAUGUUGAUAUCACUUGGUUGACUGCUUGGUCUAUGAGGAAAGCUAAUAUUGCUUAGCCCAAUUCUUACAAAAUUUACAAAUAUACGUAUAAACCACGGAGGAGCUUUACUCC